This is a messenger RNA of Toxotes jaculatrix (banded archerfish), 969 nucleotides long. RefSeq names its product transcriptional repressor scratch 2-like. Gene Ontology annotation, biological process: regulation of DNA-templated transcription. The record is from RefSeq and is a predicted model, not a curated record. The coding region runs from base 1 to 969 and encodes 322 amino acids. Lineage: Eukaryota; Metazoa; Chordata; Actinopteri; Toxotidae. The transcript is spliced from 2 exons. Gene Ontology annotation, molecular function: DNA-binding transcription factor activity, RNA polymerase II-specific; RNA polymerase II cis-regulatory region sequence-specific DNA binding.
AUGCCACGCUCCUUUUUGGUGAAGCAGCCGAAGGUUCACGAUUUCUCAUCUUCCAACUACUACCACCAACACCAGCACCACUGGGACAACUCUUACACUGUGACACAUGCCAUCACUGAGUCAGCCACCAACUUGGCGGUGCGAUUGAGUGAAAAUGGCUACAUCCAUGAUUACAUCAUCCCCUCAGUGUUGCAGAGCACAAAGGAGUCAGGUUGUGAGCAGACCGGGCUCUCCACAGGGCCCCUGUUCUCCCCAGGUGGCAGCAGUGGGGAAGAGUUCUCCGACCAUGACAUGGAGCAUCCGGACAGCCCCAUCUCCACCGCCACAGUGGAGUCGGACAGUAGCGGCCCUGAGUUGGAAACGUGCACCAUCAAUGACUUCCUCAUCUCUGACGGACGCUCCCGCCGGAGACCCAACCAGCGAUGUCCGCGCAAAGGAGGCAGCCAAUCAAACAGCAGCAAGGGCAUCAGCUCGGCAGACUGCAGCCCUGCCAAAGGGAAAACCAAAGGGCGCUACAUGUGCUGUGACUGUGGGAAGUCCUACGCCACGUCCUCCAAUCUGAGCAGACACAAGCAGACUCACCGCAGUCUGGACAGCCAGCAAGCCAGGAAGUGUCCCACCUGCCACAAGGUGUACGUGUCCAUGCCGGCGCUGGCCAUGCACAUGCUGACCCAUGACCUGAAGCACGAGUGCACGGUGUGCGGCAAAGCCUUCAGUCGGCCCUGGCUCCUGCAGGGCCACAUGAGGUCCCACACCGGAGAGAAACCAUUCGCCUGUGCCCACUGUGGCAAGGCCUUCGCCGAUCGCUCCAACCUGCGCGCCCACAUGCAGACGCACUCAGCCUUCAAGCACUACUCCUGCAAACGCUGCCACAAAAGUUUUGCACUCAAGUCUUACCUGAACAAGCACUACGAGUCAGCCUGCUUCAAGGGACACCAAGCAGAGGACGACUGCAGCUCUGAGGACUGA